ACCAACCAAUGACCAUCUCCCUCCUUAGUCUUCACCUAAACCUAAAACUCGCACACCUUCUACCUACUCCUCUUUCUCAGCCAACUAUAAUUAACAACACUUGCAUUUUUCAGCUUUAGACUCUUUCUUUUUUUCUUUCUCGUUGUGUUUUUGGUUCCGUAGCAAUGACAUUUAGGGGGUUUUUGCGGUUGUUGUUUCUGGUUCUGGCCGUGUACUGUGGGCUUGACCCCUUCAAGCACAGUGCCAUAUCGGAGUUUCCGGAUUAUGUGUCACUCAAAGUGGAAAUGCCUGAUUGGUCACUCGUUCCGACGGAUAAAGACGAUCAAAAUUUGCUGCAGAAGUCGGAAAUUAAAUUCUUGAACGAGAUUCAAGGCCCUGAAAGCAUUGCUUUCGACCCUCUUGGCCGUGGACCUUAUACUGGUGUUGCUGAUGGUAGAAUUCUCAUCUGGAAUGGCCUCAAGUGGACUGACUUUGCUUAUACUUCCAAUAACAGGUCGGAAUUAUGUGACCCGAAGCCAUCGCCUUUUGCUUACUUGAAGCAUGAGCACAUCUGCGGCAGGCCUUUGGGGCUCCGGUUUGACAAGAAAACUGGUGAUUUAUACAUUGCAGAUGCAUAUUUUGGACUGAUGAAAGUAGGUCCAGAAGGUGGAUUGGCAACAUCCCUUACAACAGAAGCAGAAGGUGUGCCGCUGAGGUUUACCAAUGAUCUAGACAUUGAUGAUGAAGGGAAUGUUUACUUUACAGAUAGCAGUAUUGUAUACCAGCGGAGGAACUUCAUGCAAUUGGUUUUCUCUGGUGAUGAUAGUGGAAGGGUUCUCAAGUAUGAUCCAACUACAAUACAAACAACUGUUCUUGUGAGGAAUCUCCAGUUCCCUAAUGGUGUGUCCUUAAGUAAGGACAAAUCAUUCUUCCUCUUUGUUGAAGGAUCCGUUGGCAGAUUAUGCAAGUAUUGGCUGAAAGGUGAGAAAGCAGGUACUUCAGAAGUGUUUGCCAUCUUGCCUGGAUACCCUGACAAUGUCCGAACUAAUGAAAAAGGUGAGUUCUGGGUGGCAAUCCACUGUCGGCGAUCACUAUAUGCUUACUAUUUGGGUCUAUUCCCCAAACUUCGGACGUUCAUGCUUAAACUCCCGAUAUCGGCAAAGAUACAUUUCCUGAUACAAAUUGGGGGAAGGCCCCAUGCAGUAGUUGCCAAAUACAGCCCAGAGGGGAAGCUUUUGCAGAUAUUAGAGGACAGUCAGGGAAAAGUUGUUAAAGCAGUUAGUGAAGUGGAAGAGAAGGAUGGUAAGCUGUGGAUGGGCAGUGUUCUGAUGCCAUUUAUUGCAGUUUACGACUUACCUUGAGUAAAGUACAACCAUUUAAUAUACAAAGCUAGAGGUAUCUAGCCGCUUUCAACUGCUUUUCUUUGUCGCUUGAAAGUGUUGUGAACCAUAUGUGCUGGGUUAGAAUUUCUUCUUUGUUUCCUCAUGUUGGCAUUCUAAUGUUUUUGCCUUUUAAAUGAUAAAAUCAUUUAUGUUUACCUAUAGUGACUUGCUUUAAUGGAUUGAUCUCUAAACUUAAUUUCAUUCACAUUUA
Molecule: messenger RNA, 1572 nt
Organism: Pistacia vera
Lineage: Eukaryota; Viridiplantae; Streptophyta; Magnoliopsida; Sapindales; Anacardiaceae
Product: protein STRICTOSIDINE SYNTHASE-LIKE 3-like
Exons: 4
Coding region: 165-1340 (391 amino acids)
Biological process (GO): biosynthetic process
Molecular function (GO): strictosidine synthase activity
Source: RefSeq, a predicted model, not a curated record